Nicrophorus vespilloides is the source of this 1416-nucleotide messenger RNA. Its product is annotated as adenylate kinase 8. Lineage: Eukaryota; Metazoa; Arthropoda; Insecta; Coleoptera; Silphidae. The record is from RefSeq and is a predicted model, not a curated record. Gene Ontology annotation, molecular function: nucleoside diphosphate kinase activity; AMP kinase activity; ATP binding. The coding region runs from base 22 to 1416 and encodes 464 amino acids. Gene Ontology annotation, cellular component: cytoplasm. Gene Ontology annotation, biological process: nucleoside triphosphate biosynthetic process. The transcript has 7 exons.
UAUUUGGAAAGAAUAAGCAAUAUGACCGAUGGUACAAAGAGGAAAAUCACGAUGCCCACGUGGCAUAUGCCUUACCUGGAAAAGCACAACAUUUAUAAACUGUUCUCUGAGAUCGCGAGGGAGCUGGUGAUACAGCAGCCCGAAGAUCACGUCUUCUUCAUGAAAUUCUUGCUGAGCAACGCCGUGAAGAGCGUGAAAAUUCCCAAGGUGAUUGUGUUGGCUUCGCCGAAAGUCAAUGUUCUCGAAGUGGCGAAGCAGAUCGUCCAUCAGACGCAGCAGAUCUUGAUCACUGAAUCAACGAUCAUGGAAAUGCUUAAGAAGAAGUUCAGGGAUAGGAUUAAACCUAAGGAGUUGGCGUACGGAUUGCAAAUGUUCUUACAUACCAAAAGCCCGGACAUUGCCAAGAAUGGAUGGUUGUUGGUGGAUUGCAUUAGAAGUAAAAAUGAAGCACAGAGGAUCCUCGACUUGGGUAUCUUACCAAGCCAUGUGAUUUACUUGAUUUCACCGUUUAGCCCGAAGUUAACCGAUUUGCUUUACUGCAACGUGACCGAACAUUGGCCUGAAUACCGAAGGAACUUUUAUGGCAUUCGUGAAGUCUUCAAGAAAAAGCUGAACGAGAUACAUCUGGAGGACUUCUUGAUUCACGAUGUAGUCAGUAAAUGCGUGGAGCUGAUCAGCAUCGAGAGGAUCGAAGAUGGACCCAAGCAACCUAGGAUUGUUCUUUUAGGACCCAGAGGAUGUGGCCGCAAAACGCAAGCGCGACUCCUUCAAUCAAAAUUGGAUAUAAUCCACAUUGAUUUCGAGUAUUUACUGUGUCAGGCUUGGCAUGGCCAAGAUGAGUUGGGAGAGAAAUUGAGAAGUUUCGGAGAUAAAGCCUGUUUUGAAUCGCAGACUCUGGUACUCGUUUUGAAUAGAAGAUUGCUGGAUUGCGAAUGCCUCAAGCAGGGUUGGAUUUUGACUGGAUUUCCUUUCAACGUCAAAGACUUUAAGUUCUUCGACUGCGUUGAAACUCCUCCGAACAGGGUAAUCUUCUUGGAGUGCGACUUGAAUAUCUGUUUCGAACGAUUAACUAGUCGAAGAUAUAACGUCGAUACCGGAAGUGUUACCAAGCUGGAAGAGGAUUUGAUUAUGGAUAUCACUGCCAAACGUCUGGGCGUUCAUCCCAAGGAUAAGUCAAGCUUAAUACAAGCUGAGUUGCAAUAUUACUGCACGAAUUAUGGGGCUAUGAGGAAGUAUGCUGGAGGUACUGCAUCAGUGGUAAAUGCUGAUCAACCGGAACGAUGGGUGCAUGAAUCUAUUACUGCAGCAAUUAUGAGGGAUAUUCCAAUAUGCAUCCCAAGAGAUCCUUUCGAAGGUGAUGAAGUUCCCUGUGAGCCGGAGAUCAUCAUGCCAUAUAAAUUCUUUAAACAUGAUUGA